Closterium sp. NIES-65 is the source of this 1110-nucleotide messenger RNA. NCBI's taxonomy places the organism in Eukaryota, Viridiplantae, Streptophyta, Zygnematophyceae, Desmidiales, Closteriaceae. The record is from the annotation of a GenBank genome assembly.
AUGGCCACCCCUAGUGUCCUCGCUUUUGACGCUGAGGGUCGAGCCAUUGACUUUGAGGUCUGGGUCGACGACCUGCAGCUGUUUCUACAGUGCGAUAGGGCGGACGGUCUGUCUCUCUUUGACCUCACCUCUGGCGCCUCUCCUGCCCCUGCUGCUGAUGCUGACCCCACUGUUCGCUCUCAGUGGGCCACCCGCGAUGCUGCUGCACGUCUUGCUAUGCGUCGCCACCUCCAUACCACUGAGCGCGCGCACUUUAGUCAGUACAAGAGUGCUCAGACCUUGUACGACGCUGUAGUUGCGCGCUACUCUUCCCCUGCCUCUGCUGCACUGAGCCGCCUCAUGCUACCGUACCUCUUUCCUGACCUUGCUUCCUUUCCCACAGUCGCUGACCUCAUUACGCACCUCCGCACUAGUGACACUCGCUACCGCGCCGCGCUUCCUGCUGAGUUCUGCGCUAAGAACCCCCCCCCCAUGUACAUCACUCUCUAUUACAUAGUCACCCGCCUCCCUGACUCCCUUCGCGUAGUCAGGGACCACUUCCUCUCGGUCUGUCCCACCACUCUCACUGUUGACCUCCUCGAGAAGGCCCUCGUGGCAGCGGAGAAGAGCAUCGUCGCUAUAGGAGCUUCUCGUGGUGACCCUCGCACCCCCAUCUUUGAGGGGUGUUCUCCUUCCCCCCUGCUGCCCUCUGUUGCCUCUACCGCUGCCGCCGACCUGCUUGGCCUUGAGUCGGUCGGCGCGGCGUCUGCCCCUAGCGGGAGACGCCGCCCUAGCAAGGGCAAGGGGGGCAAGGGCGCGGGUGGAGCUGGCGGGGGCGGUGGAGGUGGCGGUGGAGCGGGCGGAGGGAGUGGGGGUGGCGGUGGGAGUGGUGGCGGGGGUGGCGGUGGUGGUGGCAGCAGCGGAGGCGGAGGCGGUGGCGGCGGCGGUGGUGGCGGAGGCGGAGGCGGCGGUGGUGGCGGAGGUGGAGGCGGUGGUGGCGGAGGGGGUGGAGCUGGUCGGGGUGGUGCCCCGCAGCAGAGCGGCUUUGGUGGUGGUCAGCGCCAGCAGCAGCAGCAGCAGCAGCAGCGUUCUCGGGACAUCCCCCCGCCUCAGCAGCUCCGUGAGUGGUAG